AUGACCAGAGCGGUUAGUCACGAUGAUAUGCUCAGAGGCAGCACGGCCGGACAGGCCCAUCUUAGAGAUAACGACUUUGACGCGGCCGUCGAACCAACUGCAUCCAAAGACGGUGCAUUCACCUUACGCGCCGUGCUCAUGGGCUGUCUCCUCGGCAUCUUCGUGUGCACGACCAACAUGUACUUUGGCCUGCAAACCGGGUACACGAACGGCAUGUCGAGCGUGAGCUCAUUGCUAGGGUUCGUGGCCUUCAAAGGAUGGGAGAGAUACACCAAGCGGCCCGUCCUUGUCGGCGAGACAGUUCUGUUGCAAACCGUCGCCAGUGCUACGGGGUGCUUCCCGUCGACAGCGGGACUGCUCGGCGCGAUUCCUGCUCUGGAGUUCCUCACCCCGCCAGCGCUUCAAGGACCACUCAAGCUCUCCUGGGUCCAAUUGUUGCUGUGGUCGCUGGGCUUGAGUCUGUUCGGUCUGAUCUGGGCCUUGAUGCUACGCAGCCACUAUGUGGACUCGGACAGACUGCCGUGGCCGGGAGCAAACGCGACGGCCAUUUUGAUCCGAGUGCUUCAUGGUCAAAGACAACAACCUACUCCUCCUACACAGACGACGUAUCGGUGUUCUUUGUGCGCCCUGCCUAUAGCACCGGUAAACGUACAGGUGUCGGAAGAUAUGGUGGGAACAUGUACGCAUACGCCCACCCGACCGGCUGAGCCAGACCUGCUGGUCCCCUCCUCCUCUUGCAAGUCUCGGCGCGAGAGAUGUAGGGAAGGUUAUGACUGGUGGUCUCAGGCCAGGCUUCUGGUCUACACCGGCUUGUGCGCGGCUGUUUAUGGCCAAAUCAUGUACCUUUUCCCAAUACUGCACGACUUGCCCGUUUUUGGCCAGACGGCUGCCACUGAAGGCCUGUGGACCAUGAGCACUUCUCCCGGAUAUUUUGGCACCGGCGUCGUCACUGGACCAGAGAUCACAAUGCACAUGCUUCUGGGUACCAUCGUCGGAUGGGGUGUUUUGGCUCCCUUAUCCAAACGGUUCGGGUGGGCGCCCGGUGAUGUCGGUGACUGGGAGAAUGGAGCAAGAGGCUGGAUCAUCUGGAUUAGUCUCAGCGCCUUGUUGACCGAUUGUGUUGUCAAGAUGCUUUGGACUGUUGUUGCUGAGCCGCUCUUUUCUCUGCCCUGGCGUUGGCAUUGGCUUACUACACCGGCAAUCUCUAUCGGUGCCACCAGGCGUGACCACGAUUCAUCGGACGGUUCCACUGGCAUUAUUACUGACGACAAUGAUAUUGAGGAUACGCGACCAUUGUUGGCCGACUUGGAGGCUUCCCAGUUUGGGCCUGUACAGGCGCCCCGACCCACAAGUUCAACCUCGUCUUCAACACCAACAUCCACAUGUACCACUUUGUCUCGAGCAGAGAAUCAAGCAACUCCAGGCGGGCAACGAAUCUCAAUCACAUAUCAGGACGAGGAAGAAACUACUAACACAAAGACGGACAUAGCGACAACAGCCCCCAGAAAUACCAACUCUAAGCCACUACCCUUACCUAUACUCUCCAUUUGGACGCCAUCCAGGCCCGCGACCAUUGUGGCUCUCGUGUUUGCCAUUUGUCUCUGUCUUAUCUGCACGCGCCUGGCACUGGGAAGUACGAUCCUCUCUGCUCCACUGGUGCUGCUGGCCGUCAUGGUGUCAUUGCCUCUGAGCGUGCUAGGCAUCCGCUCUCUCGCCGAGACCGAUUAUAACCCCAUGUCGGGAAUUGGCAAAAUCUCUCAAAUUCUUUUCGCCUUCUUCAUCCCCAACUCCAACCCUUACCGGUUCAUCAUCAAUAUUAUCGUUGGCGCCAUUGCCGAAGCUGGAGCCAGUCAGGCCGGCGACAUUUCAUAUGAUCUCAAAGUUGGACAACUCGUAGUGGCUAGUAGCGGCAGCGGCGGCGGCGAUGACACUUCCUACGGCUACUACUCCCAGGUGUCCCAAACUCACCCGCACCCGCAACCGCAACCACUCUCGCGAUUCCUACUACAAGAAGCCCAACUCUACGGCCAGAUCAUAGGCUCCAUCUUCGGCGCUUUCGUCUCGGUCGGCUUGUAUAAACUGUACACUGCCAACAACGCCCUCCCGAGUCGACGAUUUCCGAUGCCCGUGGCCCAUGUUUGGAUUCUGGCCGCCAAGUUGGCAACCGGUAUGGGCAACGACAACGACAACGAUAACGACAACGGUGCUGCUUCUGGUGCUGGCUCAGCAGGGUUUCCCGAGAAAUCAAUCCAGUUCUCGAUUGCCACGGCCGCCGUGUUUGCACUAUUGACAGUAUUACGGAUAGGAUCAGACGCAAAGAAAACAAGAUGGAGGCACUGGAUUCCAGGCGGCGUGGCGUUUGCCAUUGGGAUUUAUAACACGCCAGCAUUCACCAUCACGCGAGCUCUAGGCGGAAUGUUCAAUUGGUACUGGUUGGACAUUUGUGGCAAGGAUCAUGAUACAUUGAUGAUCUGGGCCAGUGGUUUAUUGUUCGGGGAAUCGAUUGCGGGCAUCUUUGCCCUGCUUGUCACAGCUUCAGCCUGA
Molecule: messenger RNA, 2544 nt
Organism: Exophiala dermatitidis NIH/UT8656
Lineage: Eukaryota; Fungi; Ascomycota; Eurotiomycetes; Chaetothyriales; Herpotrichiellaceae
Exons: 4
Coding region: 1-2544 (847 amino acids)
Cellular component (GO): fungal-type vacuole membrane
Molecular function (GO): oligopeptide transmembrane transporter activity
Source: RefSeq, a predicted model, not a curated record